Molecule: messenger RNA, 681 nt
Organism: Esox lucius (northern pike)
Lineage: Eukaryota; Metazoa; Chordata; Actinopteri; Esociformes; Esocidae
Exons: 4
Coding region: 1-681 (226 amino acids)
Source: RefSeq, a predicted model, not a curated record
AUGCUUAGAGGACAUAACUGGGAAAAACCAAGUCCCAGCGUGGACUACAGAUCAGGGCUGCUCAACCCUGGUCCUGGAGAUCUACCAUUGUUGGUACUGGGUCAGGAUGGCUGGGGUGUGAUCUACUCCACUCAGAGUAUCUGUGUCUUGAAGGGGUCAACAGUGGAGCUGAGCUGCACCUACAAGUAUCCAAGUGGUCAUAAAGUCACAUCAACCUUCUGGUUCACUACAAAAUAUACUGAUGGGAAUCCUGUGAACCUGAGUGAUGACCCAGACUACAGAGGUCGUGUGAGGUUUCGUAUUGAUAAUAAAAACAGCCACACCCUGAUCAUCACAGACCUGAGAGAGAGUGACUCAGCUGAGUACGAGUUCAGAUUCAUAACAGAUCAGUCUGGAGGGAGAUGGACUGGAUAUCCUGGAGUCACUCUGACUGUCACAGAUCUACAGGUGAAGAUGACUCCUGCUACAGUGUCUGAGGGAGAGACUGUAACACUGACCUGUAUCACAUCCUGUCCUCUGACUGACAACCCCACCUACAUCUGGUACAAGAAUGAACAACCUGUUAGAGGGGACACUUCCAGCUUGUAUGUUAACUACAUAAGUGAUGCAGACAGUUACUCCUGUGGUGUUAAAGGCCUUGAAAACUUCAGAUCUCCUGCAGUGUAUUAUCUGUUCCUUUAA